Messenger RNA from Bacidia gigantensis, 681 nucleotides. RefSeq lists its product as uncharacterized. Gene Ontology annotation, cellular component: peroxisomal membrane. Bases 1 to 681 code for a protein of 226 amino acids. The record is from RefSeq and is a predicted model, not a curated record. Lineage: Eukaryota; Fungi; Ascomycota; Lecanoromycetes; Lecanorales; Ramalinaceae. The transcript has a single exon. Gene Ontology annotation, biological process: peroxisome organization.
AUGGUGCAAGUGACUGGUCGGCGUGCUCUAGUAAGCACGGAAGUAGGCGGCGAAAUAGCCACCAGCGUUCCAGUACCAUCAGAGGAGGAGAGGGAGGAUGACGGAGAAGACGCGGGAACGAAGAAGGAGAGGGGAUGGAGGAUGCCGCGGACAGGAAUGCUCCUGCCUGAACUACCACGACUAGACGCCGGAGAAACGGUGGUGGAGUUCUUGGAAAGCAGGGCCGUGGGACCCGAUGAGAUUAAGAGCGCGCGCCAGCUAGUUAGGAAUAUGGAGAGUGUGAGGGCGAAUAUAUCAGAGAUUGUGUGGAUCUUGCGGCCAGUGCUCUAUGCCCUCGCCCUCCAGCGUGUGCAAGGGAACAGGAAAGAUUGGCGGCCCUGGAUCCUCGGGGUCCUCAUGGAAAUGGGGAGCAGACAACUAGCGAAGAAAGAGAUUAGCGAGAAUGUUGUGGGGGGCUGGAGAGGCUUGAGCGAGGUUGAAAGGGAGGAGAUGAAGCGGCGCGGGGCGGGACUGGCGUGGUGGGGGAUGAGAGGGGCGUUUUAUGAGAAUGUGACGGGGAGCUGGGUGAAGGGGGUGGUGAAGAAGUUGAAGGGGAAGCCGUUGCUGGAUAUGGUGGGUGGUGUAGUGGAGGAUUACGAUUGGUUGUGGGAGGAGUAUUAUUUUAGUACUGCGACGCUUUGA